AUGAACAAGUGGAUACUUUUCUUAGGGCUGGCAUUAGCCACUGCCAGUGUGGUUUAUGGCGAUUUUGGUGUCCCGAUUAAUGUGCCGAAUUUAUCUGUCGGAAUACGGUUGGCCAUCGGACUUGGAGUGCAACCAGUGAUGUUCGUGAGAAAUGCAAUCAGCGUCAAUGCCAGUCUUGACCCCAGCGGGGUACUUCCCGUGCUUGAGAUUAUAGUUCGUAAUGUAACCUACCCGAUGGGAGAUUUGCUGACGGCUAUUUUACGCGCUUCGAGUAAUUCGGUAUCGGAUGUGACAUCAGUGUUUCAACAGCUGCAAAACUUGACCACCAGCACAUCGCUAGCCAUCGCAAAUGCACAAACCGUUGCUUCUACUCUUCAAACGUCCAUUUCGUCUACUCUGUUUUCAAAUCUUACCGACAGUUUGAACUUGCUGGCAAAUCAAGUGACGGAUCUGGGCCUUGCUUUGCAGCAAUUAAUGUCAUCGUUUAAAACAAUUUCAACAUCCUAUCCACCGUAUUCGGUGGCCAAUGUGUCCAUGAUAGUAACUCCUGGCUUAGUGUCCACUGUUACCACACCGCUGAGAUACCUGAGCAACACGAUGGUUAGUGUGACGGUUGAUGUUUUAUCCAUUGGAAGAGAUCGUCAGAAUGCCAUAUAUUACUCGAAUUCUAUAAACAAUACAUUGGCAAACGAUAACGCCACCUUGGCGCAGUACGUCAUGGCAGUGAAUAAAACUGCAACGAGCACCCUACAUUCCGCAAUACAAAUGGCAAACAUUGCCCUGGCAGGAAUUACACUGUCCUAUACCUACAUCGAAGCAUCACCUUCCAACUACAACAACGGAAACCUAACCAAGCUCAAUGCUUUCCUCACCAAUGUAACUGCUGUGAACGGUACGGCAUUCGCCAAGGUAGUGGACGCUACGAAUGCCCUGGUGGGAAAUGUUAGCUUAACGGUGAACCAGGAGACGAUGAAAGUGGGAGCAACACUGUACACUGCCAUACAAAACCUGACGAAUCAAACUUCCAUCAGUAGCAGCCCGUUUGCGGAUACAUGCCUGCAGAACUACGCUCAGGAGCUGACCGGACCGUAUUCUUCGCUGACUCGCUUUUUGCCGUGCAUCCAACUGGAACUGGGAGGCUUUCUACCGAUAACGCAAGCUGCAACGGUUCGCUUCAGUGCCGUACGGACUUCGGUUAGCUCGUCUGCUAUGAGGUUAAAUUUCUGCUCAAUCCCGAAUGGCAACUGUACCGUUUCGUACUUCACCGACUUUGACGACUACACGGUUCGACUGACGAACGGGAUGACCCUGGCCACGGAAGUCGUAGCCUUCGGGAUGUACAAUAUCCAAGGGCGGAUGACGGAUUGCGUGAGGGCUGUAUCCUGCGAUAUUCAAGAUGUGAUCGAUACGGUGCAGGAGAACUACGGUACAUGUUUGGCCACGGGAUCGUAG
Messenger RNA from Ochlerotatus camptorhynchus, 1452 nucleotides. RefSeq lists its product as uncharacterized. The transcript has 2 exons. The coding region runs from base 1 to 1452 and encodes 483 amino acids. The record is from RefSeq and is a predicted model, not a curated record. Lineage: Eukaryota; Metazoa; Arthropoda; Insecta; Diptera; Culicidae.